Messenger RNA from Stegostoma tigrinum, 3201 nucleotides. It is a transcript of the gene uvssa, whose product is annotated as UV-stimulated scaffold protein A. Gene Ontology annotation, molecular function: RNA polymerase II complex binding. The transcript is spliced from 14 exons. Gene Ontology annotation, biological process: response to UV; transcription-coupled nucleotide-excision repair. Gene Ontology annotation, cellular component: chromosome. Bases 562 to 2775 code for a protein of 737 amino acids. NCBI's taxonomy places the organism in Eukaryota, Metazoa, Chordata, Chondrichthyes, Orectolobiformes, Stegostomatidae. The record is from RefSeq and is a predicted model, not a curated record.
GAGCCUGAGUCUGUGUUCCCCGAAUCGAAGUACUAACUUGUUUCUGUCGCGGCAUGGUUGAUCUGCUGUGUUCUUCAAAAGUCACAACUUAAUAUUGGACCCUGUAUAGAAACAGAGCGCUCACCUUUUAUAUCCUUCCUUAAAUCCCAGACGGUGUUACUGUGGCACGACAGAAAAUCUUGAGCCGUGUUCCCAGUUAUCCGGACGCGUAGCAUCCUGACAGUUACCCCCCACAAGUCAUCCCUUUUAAAUUACUGAGGGUAAACUUUUUAAAAGGCCCGUGCACUUAGAGCAUAGAGCAUAGAAUAAUACAGCGCAGAACAGGCCCUUCAGCCCCCGAAGUUGCACCGACCUGUUAACUAAUCUAAGCCCAUCCCCUGCACUAUUGUCAUCUUAAACGAAUCGCCUGCACGCUGUAAAUGUAGAAUGGGAGGGCAUGUGGGGCUGUAUCGCAUGAACAACUCAAGUGAUUCUCAGGGACCUCACAUCAGUCGGAGAACUGACAACAAGCCGAAGGAGCUGAGAAAGUAGGAUAAGAGAAUACAGCUUAUUCAAAGAGCAAUGGAAGUUCAGCAGCAUGAGAAACUCUCUCAGCUGGUUGAGGAUCUCACCACAUCUGGACAACAAGUACUAAACCCAGAAAAGAUGAAGGAGCUAAAGAAAAUCUGCAAGCUGUCUGAGGAUUACAUCAAGCGAGUGUAUCACUUAAUAAUGACACAGUUAAACCAAGAGCAUGCAGAGAUCCGCCUGUCUGCUUUCCAAAUAGCAAAUGAGCUAUUUGUGCGUUCACAUCACUUUCGGAUGUUGCUUGUUUCAAACUUUCAGGAAUUCUUGGAGUUAACAGUGGAAUCAAAUUAUGAGCAACCUCUCCCUCCACCAAAAGAAAUAGCUCAAAAAUUGAAGGAAAUGGCGAUGAAAUCUGUAGAGGAAUGGCACAGGAAAUAUGGUGAAGCUUACAAGAAACUUUCUCUGGGUUAUCAUUUUCUAAAACAAGUUAAGAAGGUGGAUUUCCAAGAUAUUCGAGCUAGAACACAAGCUGAAAGGAAACGAGAGGAAGAGAGGUUGAAAAGGCUAGACAGUAUCAAUAAAAUGAAAGUAAACAGAGUUGAAGAGGAAAUGGAAGAUCUAUCAGAAGAAAUUCAGAAUUCUUUGAUUGAACUGGAGGCAUGCUUCAGACUGCUGAUACCUGAUUUUUCUGAGUUCACCUUCAAUGAUGUCAACUCUCAGAGUGCACAAGAACAGACUAACAACACCAGUAACGCAAAGAGCACAAUCAGUGGGCAGAAUGACAACUACCCAUCUUCCACAGAUCUGUUUGAUGAUGAACAGCCAUGCAGUAGUAAGGACCUUGUGCCACUGCCUUUAGUAAAUCGAGGACAGGAAAAUUGGAAGUCAGAUGGUUUGCAUCAAAGUGAGGACAGUGAGGAUGAAGAACUUGAACAGAGCAGUGAAGUGUUUGUUAGAAAUCAUGGCCUUCUUUCACACAAAUAUUCUAUUAACUUGGAAAUUCAGAAAGACUUAAAGAUCAAAGAGGAUGAAGACAACAGCGCUGUGAUUAACAACACAAAGGACCUCCAUCGAUUAUUCACUAUUAAAUACCUACCGACUGUCCAGAACUGGAUCCAGACAUUCACCAAAGCUGGUAUUAGCGACACUCGUCUAAAACAUGCCAUUGAUUUAAAAAAUAAGAUUGAUGCAGCACUAAAGAAACAUGGAGAAAUGAAUAUUAGUUAUGAGGAGAGAACGAGAAAAGUGAUGAAAGGGACCGAUGAGGAAGAUGAUGACGACGAUGGUGAUUUUGUUGAAGUUCCAGAGAAGGAAGGUUAUGAGCCGCACAUUCUGGAGCACCUUCGGGAAGAGUACGGACUGGAGCCACUGACAAAGACAAAGGAAACGGAGAAGAGAAUAAUACCAUCAUCUGGCCCCACAUGCCCACAGAGAAAUGAUGAGGAAUCUGAUCCAACAUGUGCAGCAGCAACAUUAAAGAUCUUGAAGACAAAACUGUCCUUGCAGAAGCAUAGCCUGCCUGGAACCUCAGAGGGAACAGACAUACAGGCAUCUACAUCAAGACCUGAAUUAUGCGAUGAAUAUGACAAAAAAAGUAAAAGGGAAGAAGAGAUGAUGAAAGCUCCUGUGAGGUCUUUUGGGAUUGAUCUUUACUACUGGGGAAAAGAGGCGUCAACAACAGGCAGAAUUCUCAAAAUUGAUACUCCACAUCGCUUUUGGGCAUCCAACACAGAAAUGGGAGAAGAAUCGGAGAGUAAGGAGUUAGCCAAUCUGCAAACGAGAUACAUAACCUUUGCAGGAAAGUUUGAACCUGUAAAUCAUAAAUGUCGAGCACCUAUGCCCAAUGGAAGUCUUUGUGAACGCCAGGAUCGAUUCAAGUGCCCUUUCCAUGGAAAGAUUAUCCCAAGAGAUGAGCAAGGAAAUCCUGUGAACCCAGAAGAUAUUCAAAGACAGAAGCAAGAAGAACAGCAGAAACAGAAAGCGAAAGCUGACUGGCAGGAUCCAGAGUUGAUGCGUGAAAUUGAAGCUGCUACAGGUGUAGAUCUUGGUUCUUCAAAAUAUGACAGAAAAGAUAAAAAGGGAAAAGGAAAGAAGAGAAAGUAUCCAAAUCUCACGGAUUUGAGACAACAGAGCAAUACAUCUCGAUCAAGGUUGGAGAAACGAGUAUUUAACAAGGCUUCAAUGAAACGAGUCUCUGAAGCAAUGGCUUGCAUAGACAAAAGAAAACAUGAAAAAUUUGCAAACCAGUUCAACUACGCAAUGCAUUAAGACCAACAAAAGCUGCAAAAAGAAGAAAACCACUUCCUGUGAUACAGUUUUCUAUAACUUUCAGAUCUCAUGCUAUGUGUAUUUAAAGCAGCUAAAUUUUUUUCAGAUUUUUAAAAUUUUCCAAGAUGUAAUUUAUUGACAAAAUUUAAAAUGUCCAUUUUUUUACAUCAUUGUGCCACAUUUGUAAAGAAUGUAUUAUUUCAUGUAAGCAAUUAUUGUAAUAGGUGAUAAUUGUAAUUGAUAAUGUACCAUAAAAAGUGUGUAAACUUGAAGUUUACUCCUCGUAUGUUGGUGGAAUUUGAAUGAAUCAAUGAAUGAAAUGCACUGAUACACUACUUAUUGCCAGCAGUUUAAAUCAAUUUAAACUUUUCUAUAACCUCUAUAGAUUUUCUUUAAGUUUGAAUAUAUAUAUGAUGGCUUUUAAAC